CUCGUUCGGUAUGUUUGAAAUCCAGUACAUAUAAAACCAAUUCAGACCAAGUUAACUGGAACGGUACUGUGAAGACCUGCAAAGGCUACUCAGAGAUUCGUCCAAAUGCAAAUUCGAGAUCGUUACCUAGAAUUGCUUAAGUCUGUUCAUAGAUUCAGCAAAACUAGGUACAAACUUUGUUUGGCAUUAGAACGUUUGUGUUUUCUUUUAGCAAUCCAAAAAUUAAAUAAAAAAUCCAGUAUUAUCAUAGAUCCGGUACUAUACUGUAUUUGGAUUUUGUAGAAAUGUUUAGACACACUUAUGUGUAAUCAAUUUUGAUUGGUGGAAAUAUUGUAUUAUCCUCGCUCUCUCUCUACUCUUUCUCACGAACGGCGAGUUUGGAAGCAAGCGGAGGAGAGAAGUUCCACCGGCGUGGGUGACAAUUGGUGACUCUGGUUCAGCAAAACCGGUGACUCUGAUUGAGCAAAUCGGCGUUUAAUGAUAGCAAUCGAAGAGUAUAUGGCUUCACCAAAUCGGCGUUUCUCAUGGAGAUUUCUCGCUAUUUAUUUUGGGUUUAGAGCUUGGGAAAACGUUUUGAUGAUGGUGAGAUAUAUGUUCUGCUGCAAGAGACUGUAAUGUAAGGGAACGUGAAUCUACUGCAGCCAAGCUUGUGGCCAAUUUGAUAUCAACACAGACCAGGACUAACCAAUGAAUUCCAGAUCUUGGUCUGUUUUGGGCUUUGAAGACACCAAACCAGUACUUGAAGCCAUAAAGAACAAAGGCAUAACAACCAUUGGAGCUGCAGGGAUGUGUUGGGGCGCACAAGUAGUGCGUGGAGCUGUCUAUACUAGAGCUUAUUCAAGCAGCUGUUUUCCUUCAUCCUACAUUUGUUACAGUUGAUGAUAUCAAGGGUGGGAAGGCUCCAAUUGCUAUAUUGGGAGCUAAAAUUGAUCAUUGGACCUCAUCAGCACUCGUGAAGCAAUUUGAAGAGACUUUAGCAUCCAAACCCGAGGUACCUAGCUAGUUACGUGAAGAUACACCCGAAAGUGUCACACGACAGUCAGUUGCGAUUAUUUUUGGUUUCUGCAUUGAAUCGCUGAAGGUUCCAUUAGAGAUUGAGGUCUUCUUGGUAGUGAAAAGGGUUGGCGAAAAAGUAUGGAUAGGAUUAGUAAUUUACCAGAUGAUUUUAUUGUUACUCACGUAGUCUCCUUACUCUCGGCAAAAGCGGCUGCGUGCUUGAAGUGUACCUCCAAGAAAUGGCGGAAUCUGCUUACCGUCUUACCGAGUGCUGUUCUUGUUGGUUUCUCCUCGUCUGUCGUUAGUACUAAGGCAAGUCUCAAAGAUUUCGCUGAUGAAUUAGUAUCGGCUCGACAUGCCAUUCACCGUUUGAGGAGAUUCUCUCUAAAGCUACAGUCUUUGGAUUUUGCUCAAUAUAGUACUGUCAACGAUUGUUUACGAGAUGCGUUCAAGUGUGGUGUCUUGGAUCUUGAACUGGACGUCAACGUCCAAGGAGAUUACUCACUACCUUCUGAGAUCUUCACUUGCAAGAGCGUUGUGAAAAUGAAACUAGGGUCUGGCUUUGUUAUUGACUCUCUCCCGAAGAAUGCUUUGCUUCCUGCUCUUAAGACUCUCCUUCUUGAUUCAGUUCGGUUCAAUGAUACUGUUGGUUGUGCGUUUACAAGGCUUCUUUCUGCUUGCCCUGUGCUCGAGGAGUUAGUCAUAGAUGGAUUCAACUGUGAACGUUGGAAUUGGUCUCACAUUGUCUGUAGUCAGACCCUUAGGAGACUUACUAUUAGGCGUGCAUAUACAGUAGAAGAAGAUUUUGAAGACUAUGAGUUUAAGAGAAUUAGUUUUGAUAUUCCCAGUCUUGCCUACUUAGAAUACGAUGAUUAUAUUCAUGACGAGUUUCCAGUUGUUAAUCUCGACUCCCUUGUUGAAGCGACGCUCGAUUUUAAUCUGCUGACUUUUUGGAAUAAAACCGAUCCAACGAAUCUGUUCAGUGGGUUAAAAAAUGUUCAGAUUCUGCGCUUAGACUGUGCUGACACGGUGCUGCUGUUCGGGGUUGGCAGUGAAACAGCCACAGUGUUUGAAAACAUGUCUCAUUUAUAUAUGCCAACUGAAACACAUUUCUGCUGGGAUGGUCUAAAACGUUUUGUUAAGAAAUCUCCAAAUCUGAGGACUCUCACCAUUGGGGAUUUGCACUAUCGGGAUUUAAAAUCUGUCUGCAAAUGCGUGGAGGGGUAUUCUUUCCUUUUGAACUCCCCUAUUGAGAUCCUAAAGAUAACCCGCUUCAAUGGAUCGAUCGGAGAAAUGGUGCAACUAAAGCAUUUCUUGGAGAAAUUGCAAUGCCUGGUGCUGUUGAAAGUUCAUGUCAAGGUAAGUAGUGACGAAGAAAAGCUGCAGAUCUUGGCGGAUCUCUUAAUGCUUCCGAGAGCUUCAUCCAAAUGCAAAGUCGAGGUCAAGUUCGGUUAAACAAACUAGAGUUUGUUUGCCUCAACAUGAACAUUUAGAUCUGAUCAAAGGAACAGACGUGGUUCCUGGUUUGUUGACAUGAGAGGUGUUAUUUGUUUUGUAUCUUUCGUGCAUGAUAUUGUUCUGAAUCGAACAGUUACAUUUUUCUUGUCAUCUCUUAACUUAGUAGUUGUUUUGUGCCUAAAACAGUCUUGAGUUUGUAACAGAGAGGCUAAGCUACAAAAUGUCUCUAUUGUUGCUUUGA
This is a messenger RNA of Camelina sativa (false flax), 2695 nucleotides long. Its product is annotated as F-box protein At3g62430-like. The record is from RefSeq and is a predicted model, not a curated record. Gene Ontology annotation, molecular function: protein binding. Lineage: Eukaryota; Viridiplantae; Streptophyta; Magnoliopsida; Brassicales; Brassicaceae.